CGCACGCGCACCGUGGUCGUUGCAGGCUGCAUCCUUCCUCUCUCCAGCACGGAGCUGCCGCGCCGCAUCUCACUUUUACAACGCGGCUUCUGCAGCCGCGACAGCAACGCAUACAUGCAACGGUGCAUCGGUGGCUGAUCGAUUCUUGUAUCGGAAAACAAUCCGCAUGGUGACGUCACGCCGCUGAUCGGUUGUAGUGGCUGGGCGGGUUGGUGGCUGACUGGCUGGGUAGCCUACCGCGCGGACGCCAGGGAUAUAGAGACAGAUGGGUGCAUUUAAACUCCACAACGGAUAAAAAAAAAAAAAGCAAAGUACAAAAAAUCAAAGAAAGGACAAUAUCGCACGAGGAGUGUGUGGACGCGCACGGGUUUGCUGUUUGUUUUGUUUAUUUGUCGCGUAUACACGUCGCGUGGGAAAUGUAGUAGCUGCCACGGCCGCCAGCGGGAGGAUGGAUGCGUAACAGGACGGAUCGAGCCAGCUGUGGCCUGCUUCUAACAGCAACAUCUGGCCGGUGAGUCGCACUGACAGCCGCAGCAGCUUGCUUGCCUGCCUGCCGGGCGGGCGGGCAGCUUGUGUGAACCAGGCACGGAGACAGACAGGGAGGCUCGGUGUCAGUGCAGCCUCGCUCCCUGCUCUCUGGUCGGGGUCAGAGAGGGCUCGUCAGCAGCCAGCCGGCUCUGGACUACAGUGAGGAGAUGGAGGAGGGGGAAGGGCCCGUGGCGGUCAGAGAGGGGCCGAGCGGUCAUGGCCUCCCACCGAACACCAGCAGCACCACCACCACCACCAACAACCUCCUGGCUUCUGUCAAAGAGCAGGAGCUUCAGUUUGAGCGGCUGACUCGGGAGCUGGAGGAGGAGCGGCAGAUCGUGGCGAGCCAGCUGGAGAGGUGCAUGCUGGGAGCUGAGUCACCAGCGGGAGACAGUAGCAGCUCGUCUGAGAAGUCGUUUGCGUGGAGAUCCGCAGGUGGAGAGUCGCAGGGCGGAGUCCUGAAGGCGUCUGGAUGUCCGGGACGUCCCUUGGAGGCGGAGGACGGGCUCUACAUGCCUGAACCGGACCGCGCCUCCCUGCAUGACAGUGAGGGCUCCGGAGGCCACUCGGCUCAGAUGACCUCGUAUUCAGACAGUGGCUACCAGGACAGCAGCGUUAGUUUUUACAGCAACCAAAAUGUGGUGCGUUCGGAGCCCCGGGCCUCGAUAUCGAGAAGCCCGAGAGCCGAGGGUCAGGCCUCUGGGCAGGUGUCUGGCAGGGUGUUACGGAGGAUGGCCUCCCUCCCUUCCAGGAGCCAGUCUCCCGGCUGCGGCACUGCCGGCACCGUCUCCCCCUCCCGCAUCUCCCUGCGAACGUCCCAGGGCAGCACCUAUGACUCACCCAUUCUCUCGGAGCCCAAACCUCUGGCCGCCGUGUUCCCCGGCACUUUCGUGCCGCCCGCCUGCCCGUCGCCAACCUCGCCGACAGACGGCCCCCAGGCCCCGGGCGUUGGCUUGGUAGGAGGCCGGGGUCGCCUGGGCUCCACCCUGUCUCUGGUGGAGGGGAGGUGUUUGACGGGGUCGCCAGUGCGCUCGGGGAUGACGGCCGUGCCGCAGCACUACGGCUCCACGCUGCCCCGGCAGAGCCAGCCGCUGGCCUACGGAGCCGACCCGUACGGCCUGUACCAGAGAACCGCACUGCCCCGUCCCGACAGCCUCAUAGGGCUUCACAGUUCGUACGUCGGUCAGGCGGGGCAGAUGGAUUCAGAGCUGAGGGCGGCGCUGUCUCCAGACUGCCACAUGACGCCCGUGUUCGAUGAGCGCUCCUUCCACAGCCCCCUGUACCACAGCCCCACCCACGACCCCCAGGGCUCGCUCUACAGGACAAACACAGGUAUGGCGACCCUCCCUCGGGCCACGAGCCACUGCGGCACGUUGCCGUACCAAAGAAGCAGCUACGGGCUGAGCACCGCGGCUCUGUACGUCGACUCCUACGGGGUCUCCGGCGAGCCCGUCUUCUCCCACCGCCACUCGGGACUGGUGGAGCGGGUGAUCACGCGCACCCCAUCCAUCGAGAGCAUCCAUAAAGACCCCAGGGAGUUUGCUUGGCGUGAUCCCGAGCUGCCGGAGGUCAUCCACAUGCUGCAGCAUCACUUCCCCUCCGUCCAGGCCAACGCCGCCGCCUACCUGCAGCACCUGUGCUACGGAGACAACAGGGUCAAGGUGGAGGUGUGUCACCUGGGAGGGAUUCAGCACCUGGUGGACCUGCUGGAUCACAAGCUGACCGAGGUCCAGAAGAGCGCCUGCGGGGCCCUGAGGAACCUGGUGUACGGCAAGGCCACCGACAACAACAAGGUGGCGCUGAGGAACUGCGGCGGCGUGCCUGCCCUGCUGCGCCUCCUCCGGAAAACAACCGACAACGAAGUCCGCGAGCUGGUCACUGGCGUCCUGUGGAACCUCUCGUCGUGCGACGCGGUGAAGAUGACCAUCAUCCGUGACGCUCUGAGCACGCUGACCAACACGGUGGUCAUCCCCCACUCGGGCUGGAGCAGCGGCGCGCACCGCGACGAACACAAGGUCAAGUUCCAGUCUUCGCUGCUGCUGCGGAACACCACCGGCUGUCUGAGGAACCUGAGCUCAGCAGGGGAGGAGGCGAGGAGUCAGCUGCGUUGCUGUGAAGGUCUGGUCGACUCGCUGCUUCACGUCCUCAAAGCCUGCGUCAACACCUCCGACUACGACAGCAAGAUCGUGGAGAACAGCGUGUGCACCCUGAGGAACCUGUCAUACCGGCUCGAGGUGGAGAUGCCCUCCUCUCGUCUCCUCGGCAACCCGGAGCUGGACAACCUGCUGGGCUUCUCCUCGCCGGCCAAGGAGCUGGACUACCUCUGCUGGGGCAAGAGGAGGCGUGGUCGGAAGAGGGGCGGCUGGGCCGACGACAAGUGGGACGGCGUGGGGCCGAUCCCGGGUUUCUCCCAGCCUCUGAGGGGGGCGGAGCUGCUGUGGCACCCGGUGGUGGUGAAGCCGUACCUCAACCUGUUGGCCGAGAGCUCCAACCCCGCCACGCUGGAGGGCGCCGCCGGCUCGCUGCAAAACCUCUCCGCUGGCAACUGGAAGUUCUCGGCCUACAUCCGAGCCGCGGUGCGUAAAGAGAAAGGUCUGCCCAUCCUGGUGGAGCUGCUGAGGAUGGACAACGACCGGGUGGUCUGCUCCGUCGCCACCACCCUCCGCAACAUGGCGCUGGACAGCCGCAACAAGGAGCUGAUAGGAAAGUACGCCAUGCGGGAUCUGGUGAACCGGCUGCCCGGCGGCAGUCCGACGGCGCUGUCGGACGAGACGGUGGCGUCGGUCUGCUGCACGCUGCACGAGGUCACCAGCCGCAACAUGGAGAACGCCAAAGCUCUGGCCGACAGCGGAGGCAUCGAGAAGCUGGUGGACAUCAGUAAAGGACGGGGGAAAGGGUACUCGAUGAAGGUUGUGAAGGCGGCAGCGCAGGUGUUGAACACGCUGUGGCAGUACAGAGAGCUGAGGAACCUCUACAAACAGGAUGGCUGGAACUACACUCACUUCGUCACUCCCGUCUCCACGCUGGAGCGAGACCGCUACCUUUCCCAGCCGACCCUGCCCACCGGCCAGCUGCAAAUGUCCCCCGUCAUCCAAUCAGGUGGCAGUGCAACGUCCUCGCCGGCGAUGCUCGGGAUACGAAGACACAGUUCAAACUAUCAGAGAGCGCAGUCAUCUAUGCAACUCGACACGUAUUACGGAGACAACAGUUUACACAAACAGCCGUUCGCAGGGUCCGAGAAGAAAACUCCGUAUUUCAUUCGGACAUAUUCUUCCCAGUCGGGAGAGGAUUUGAGAAGGUCCCAGCACACAGAGCCAUUUUACGACGAACCCGACGGAAAGAACUACAACAGCUACCGGAUCUACCUGUCAUCCCCACGGGGCUACGGCGAGGAGCACUACGAGGACGAGCCGGCGCACCUGACCCCAUCCUCCCCCGACGGCUACGCCGGCCAGCCGCUCCAGUUCAAAGCCAACGCCAACACCAACUACGUGGACUUCUACUCCACCACACGGAGGCCUUCAAACAGGGCCAACAAGUUCACCGGCUCCCCCGACUCCUGGGUGUAACUAGACACAAAAUGGACACCGUAGCUGCUUCUCGUGUCGCUUAACUUGCCUCCUCGGCUCCUCUACUUGCCCCCCCCCCCCCCCCCUUCCUCGCG
This is a messenger RNA of Sander lucioperca (pikeperch), 4192 nucleotides long. Its product is annotated as plakophilin-4-like. The record is from RefSeq and is a predicted model, not a curated record. Gene Ontology annotation, cellular component: adherens junction; cytoplasm; nucleus. NCBI's taxonomy places the organism in Eukaryota, Metazoa, Chordata, Actinopteri, Perciformes, Percidae. Gene Ontology annotation, molecular function: cadherin binding. Gene Ontology annotation, biological process: cell-cell adhesion; cell-cell junction assembly. The transcript has 22 exons. The coding region runs from base 696 to 4097 and encodes 1133 amino acids.